AUGGCCCCGAUCGAAGCACUGCUGUUUGAUGUUUUCGGAACGGUCGUAGACUGGCGCGGCCAUAUCGUUGCUAAGCUGGAGGCGCAGGCCGCAAGAUAUGGGGAGGAGCUUGCGGGCACGGAUUGGGGAAAAUUCACACAGGAUUGGUGGAGUGCGGGUUUAAAGGAGAUAGGACGGAUUGCCACAGGCGCUUCACAGGGCCCAUUGAAUUCCGAUGUUCUACACAGACUAGUACGUGAUCCUCCCACAACGGCUAUGCAACGACGAAACCAAUCACCUCUGUCAAAGGUUUUAGAUGAGGUGUUAGACUCUCCUGAGUGGUCUCACGUCGGCCGGCUAUGGGAUGAAACGGUGCGCCAAUCGAUAAAUUUUUCUAUGCACCAACUGAACGGAUGGCCCGAUGCCGCUGAUGGUCUGCAUGAGCUUAGGAAGCACACUAUCGUCGCUUCUCUGUCGAACGGGAAUGUUCGUAUGCUCCUCGAUUUGUCCAAAUUUGCAGGCCUACCAUGGGACAUGAUAUUUUCCACCGAGUUCUUUGAUACCUUCAAACCGAACCCGAAAGCUUAUCUCGACGCCGCACGCCACCUCUCGCUCGAUCCGGAGCGUUGCGCGCUCGUCUCAGCGCACAUCCAGGACGUGCGCGGUGCGGCUAAUGUCGGUAUGCGCACAGUGUACGUCCGCCGGCCGGGCGAGGACAUCGAUGAGAGCACGGGGCAGCAUGUGGAGGUCCACAGCAAGGAGAAUGGCGGUGAUGUGGAUUACAUGGUAGGGUCAUUUUUGGAGCUAGUGGAUGUUAUUAAGCGCGUUAACGCUGCUGAGUGA
Messenger RNA from Psilocybe cubensis, 822 nucleotides. RefSeq lists its product as uncharacterized. The transcript is spliced from 6 exons. The record is from RefSeq and is a predicted model, not a curated record. Bases 1 to 822 code for a protein of 273 amino acids. NCBI's taxonomy places the organism in Eukaryota, Fungi, Basidiomycota, Agaricomycetes, Agaricales, Agrocybaceae.